Endocarpon pusillum Z07020 is the source of this 891-nucleotide messenger RNA. RefSeq lists its product as uncharacterized. The record is from RefSeq and is a predicted model, not a curated record. Lineage: Eukaryota; Fungi; Ascomycota; Eurotiomycetes; Verrucariales; Verrucariaceae. The transcript is spliced from 3 exons. The coding region runs from base 1 to 891 and encodes 296 amino acids.
AUGUCUGUGGAUCCCUUCAACAAAGAUUGUCCAGAUUAUGAAAAGCCAUACAGACAAACGCAGAGAGCUCAGCUAUUGCUGACGCAGAUAUCUUUCAAACAUGAACAGCCACUUAUUUGGCAUGCUGCGCACACUCUAUUCACCCAGUUUGCAGACACAAAGGAAGCCAAAGACAUCUGUUAUCGCUACAUGAAGACCAGAGAUACGUCAGGGCUUGCAGGCAUUUUCAAGACGGAAAAUUGGGCUCCCAAGAUGAACUUCCACAUUCAUCCAUUUUUGCAUGAGAAAGAAGCAAAAGGGGACGGGAACAGUGUCAUACAUGUACAUCUCUCCGAGCAAGAAGGAUCCAGACUUGCCUGCACCUGCAAAUCUGGACGAGCUAUCACUUUCUUUCCUAAACAAUAUUCCCAAAAGCCAUUUGGCAAUCAAAUUCUCACAAGUAUGGUUAUUGCGCCAGGCAUGUCUAUAGGUGAUAUUGGGACAAGUAUAUCAGUGACUGCAACACACGAGACCACGCAUGCAUUUCUGAAAAGCGAGGACCACAAGCUUGCUCUCCAGCAUUGCCCUGUUCACUAUCAGCAACGCUUUCCAUGGGAAAGCGAAAUCAGGGUCUACGGGGAUGAGCUAUGCGUUGCGCUCGCUCGAUCCCCAGAUAGGUACAAGGUGUCCACAAAUGCCGAAACCCUCACGUACAUCCUCCUUGCCGCAGUUCUGACGCUUAUGCACGAAGAUCUUGACUUCAGCACUGAAAUAGUCACUAAACGCGACAAGCCACUGGCAUACAUCAAGGAAUGGAGGGAGAGGACUGGAUUUGGCUGGAAAGGACCCAAGACGUACUUGCAGGGAAUGCCAGAUGGGUACGGCUACGCAGAAUUUGGGAUGGGUGGUUGA